AGAAGCCUCAAGCCUGUCCUGUACUGGGUGAUCCCAUGGCUUCCAAGUCCCCACAGGAAGCAACUUUAGCUGACAGGAACCCUGUGUAUGUUGGGACCCCACAGGGAGCAGGAGUGUUUGCCAGGUCUCCACCGGCAGAGGCAGUGCCCACUGAGCCUCCGAAAAUAGCGACAGUUACCUCCAGAACCACGAAGACAAGAAAACGGAGGCUUGCUGAGCAUCAGAGCAUUCCUGUCUCUGCCACCCAGGUACUACCCAUGUCCUCCAGGACCUCAAGCGUGGUGCCUGUGCAUUCUGGGACCCUACAGGGAGCACUUGUGACCAAAAGUUCCCCGCAACAGGGAUCAAAUCCCAGAAUGACUGAGCAGCAGAGGAAGAAGCGCAGGGAGCAGUGGAGACAGCAGCAGAGACAGCGGAGGCAGCAGAAAGCAUCAGACAACGUCAAAGUGUGUGAACCGCCUCCAAAAAAAAAGCUGGGUGUGGAAAUCGAAAAGGUGCAGCUGAAGCUCAAACUGGGGAACCAUCAAGCCCCAAAGCCCAGGUCCCAGCUCACCCUAAUGAUGGAUCAUGCAGCUGUGGGUCGGCAGUCACCUCCAGAAAAAAAGCAGCGCAUGGCAAACGAAAUCAAAGGCCAGCAGUUGGGACCAAGCCGCUUAAAGCAUUUAUGUAGCAUAUUCAUAUGUUUAAUGAAAUAUUUGUAAUUAUGUAUUAUUUGAAUAUAUUGUGUU
Carassius carassius (crucian carp) is the source of this 728-nucleotide messenger RNA. RefSeq lists its product as uncharacterized. NCBI's taxonomy places the organism in Eukaryota, Metazoa, Chordata, Actinopteri, Cypriniformes, Cyprinidae. The record is from RefSeq and is a predicted model, not a curated record. The transcript has 3 exons. Bases 36 to 701 code for a protein of 221 amino acids.